AAAGAAAACUGACUUAUCGACGGUGUCCCACAAGCCCACGGAUGACAUGGAACCGCCAUUGUUUUCUCUUUGUGCAAAGUGUCCCGACGCGUCAUUCCUGAAAAUAGGAAAAGCGCCCCCAAAAUCCGUCUCACGAUGAAUACGGGGACCUCAAACGACCCCAUUGGAGCCGACAUUUUGGCACGCAUGGAAAAAUUGGAGCAAAAAUUGAAGAAACGGCGCAAAACCAAAAGACUACAUCAUCGCUUACGGUCCCCGUCGCCAUUUUCAUCUUCUCGCGGGGACCAGGAUCGGACCUGCAAACGCCGUUGUCGACGCUCAGAAUCAAUUGAAGUUUUGACCUCUUCCGUUGAUGACCCUCAACGGCCAGUUCUGGAGACAGCGACUCCUGAUCCAUUGCCCUUCCCGGUGGAGGCACCCCUUGAUCCGGAGAUUUUACUCCUUUUGGGAGCUCCACAGAAUUCAGAGGAACCUUUGGGUGAGCCCAUACAUGCCAGUAUUGCGGAAAGAUGGACCGUGGUCCUCCAAAAAGGUUUAGAUCCGGAAAUAACCCAACAAUUGCUCAAGAAGUACCCUGUAGGGACCAAUUGCACGUUCGCAAAAACCCCAAGAGUCAAUCCCGAAAUUUCGGCUUCACUGACCGACUCUGUCUUGGAAAGAGACUUACGUUUAUCCAAUAAACAAUUGCAAAUGAGUGCUUGCCUAGCAGCAAUGGGCAAAGUUUUAUCUUUGCUCUUGAAGAAUGAACAGCCUGAUGGAACUUCUUUUAUCGAAGCCCUUAGUGAUUCCGGGAGACUCCUGUCUGAUUUAUUUUAUCAAGACUCCUUUCUGCGCCGCACUUUGAUUCGUGGUUCCUUAAAUAAUAAAUUUAAAAAGACAUUGGAAGAGGCACCUAUCGACGAUCUUCUUUUCGGUUCAGAUUGGAGUGAGCGCCUCCAACAAGCCAAAUCUCUUGAAAAAUCUUCUCUUGAAUUAAAAUUGAAAAAGCGGUAAAGGCAAAACCGAGAUUACCUCAGAGGCAAUCGUUAAACUUCAAACGCCCGCUCAAGAAGUCCCAAUUGAGCGGGCGGCAAACAGCUCCGUCGACAUCGACUUCGAGGGACAAGCCACACCAUCAACCACGUUACUCCAACGCACGAACCUACUCACACAACUACAGGGGACCUCAGACGCAGUACCCGAAGGGCAGACCCUCUCUUACCCAACACAGCCGCUAAUAACUGCUCCUUCGUAUGCGGGAAGGCUUUCUCAUUUUGAGAAGGUAUGGAGGGAAAUCACUUGUGACCCCAUUAUUCUUUCUUACAUAAGAGGUGUUAAAAUUCCUUUUAUCCAACCGGUACCUCAUAGCACACCCCCUGUUGAGCCAUACUGGUCACCAAGUGAAAAAGUUGCCAUUUACACAGAGCUAACACAUUUACUGGAACUCGGAGCUAUUGAAGAAUGUUCUUCUACACCAAACGAGUUCAUUUCACCUAUAUUUCUAACCCCAAAAAGCGACGGCUCCUUGAGAUUUAUCUUAAACCUAAAGAGUCUCAAUAAAUAUAUAGCUCUGGACCACUUUAAACUGGAAAACCGGAACACAGUGCUGAACUUAAUCAGCAAAAAUUGUUACAUGGCGACCCUAGAUCUUAAAGAGGCAUAUUAUGUUGUCCCUAUCGCGACUAAAUACCGAAAAUUUUUACGCUUUAAGUUCAGUAAUCACUUAUACGAAUUCACGUGCCUACCGUUUGGUCUCAGUAUCGCACCUUUUGUUUUUACAAAGCUGAUGAAACCGGUAGUCUCCCUUUUGAGAACCCAAGGUUACCUUUCAGUUAUUUACCUCGAUGAUUUUUUAUUACUUGGUGAUUCCUACAAUUGUUGUUCCGAGAAUAUCUGUCAGACCACCUCACUUUUAACCAACCUCGGUUUUGUCAUUAAUAGGGAAAAAAGCCAGCUUAUUCCCAAUCAGGAAUGCAGAUACUUAGGCUUUAUUUAUAAUUCACAAACCAUGACGAUUGCCCUUCCUUCGGAUAAAAGAGAGCUUAUUCAUAAACGCAUUAUAGAGAUUCAGUCUCAAAACUUCUGCAAGAUUCGCAAACUGGCCCACAUUCUGGGUCUCCUAACGUCUGCGUCUCCAGCUGUUUCUUACGGUUGGGUUUAUACCAAAAAUUUAGAAAGUCAAAAAACGCUAGCUUUAAAAAAGAACCGAGGUCAUUACGGGAGCCUAAUGCACCUUUCCUCAUCAGUAAAAAAUGAUUUAGAGUGGUGGAAAACACACAUCGUCACAUCAAAGAAUUAUAUCAGAUCAUAUAUCUUUUACAUGACGAUUUUUACUGAUGCUUCAAAAACCGGAUGGGGGGCCGUUUGUGGAGAUGAUAGAGCCUAUGGCUUUUGGUCAAGCUCAGAAGCAAAUUGUCAUAUCAAUGAAUUAGAACUUCUCGCGGUACAGUUUGGGCUAAAAUGCUUUGCAAAGAACCAACACAAUUGCGAGAUUCUUUUAC
Messenger RNA from Tribolium castaneum (red flour beetle), 2480 nucleotides. RefSeq lists its product as uncharacterized. Lineage: Eukaryota; Metazoa; Arthropoda; Insecta; Coleoptera; Tenebrionidae. The record is from RefSeq and is a predicted model, not a curated record. The transcript is spliced from 2 exons. Bases 136 to 993 code for a protein of 285 amino acids.